Molecule: messenger RNA, 639 nt
Organism: Drosophila biarmipes
Lineage: Eukaryota; Metazoa; Arthropoda; Insecta; Diptera; Drosophilidae
Exons: 1
Coding region: 1-639 (212 amino acids)
Source: RefSeq, a predicted model, not a curated record
AUGAAACUAUUCGGAGUUUUUCUGGGUUUUGUAGCUCUAACAGGAGCAACUGGCGUGGACUUUGAGCAGGAAAAAAUCCGAACAGCUCUACCCUGGCUUUACCUUCUGGCAUAUCCCGGAGUCAUAUCACAGGUUCCCAUCCUGAGACCGCAAGAUGAGAUAUUAGCCAGUACAAGCAGUGAUAUUAUGAAGCAGCCGCAGUCCGAUGAGAUGGGUAACCCUGAACAAUCGAGCAAUUUGGUACGCGAGCAGUUUAUUCAAGGAAUUCUUCAAGGGUUACAGCAGCCAGGUGCUCAAGCCGGAACUCCCACAAUUUCACCCGCUGUGCUGGCAGACUUCAUCGCCCAGGUAACAACUACCACACAAAAACCAGCGGUGGAGAAAGAUGUCAAUGGACCCGACAACGAUGAAGAUUAUGACUACAUAGACUUUAAAAAUGGAUCUCGCAUCAAAUACGAAUUGGAUGAUGUUGAUCAGCCAGUAAACAAAAUUCUCCACCAAACUACAAGACGACCGGCUGUAACCCGAACCGAAAGCCCUUCCAGCGUUCUUUAUUAUAGACCAACAAGAACCGUAUUUUAUAGACCUAUAUACAGGCCUGCUUCGUAUUCCCACCGAGUUGGAUAUAUAAAUAACUAA